Molecule: messenger RNA, 3402 nt
Organism: Schistosoma mattheei
Lineage: Eukaryota; Metazoa; Platyhelminthes; Trematoda; Strigeidida; Schistosomatidae
Source: the annotation of a GenBank genome assembly
AUUCCAUUUGCGUAGGUGGACAUGGCGAUUCAAAUAUUGACCUUGACAAUGCUAGGCUAAAAUAAUUAUUUCGAUUUUUGCCACUGUUUCAAGGCUGCUGCGCUGCGCCACUGUGGACUUGUCGUUUUGGCCGUUUGGAUUAUAGUAAUCGUGUACACUCUAAAUCUGUCGGAUGACCGACAGGAAAGCACAGGAUGUUGAUGGAUGUUUUUUAUCAAACGACCAUGGCAUGCGCAAUUCGCAUGAUGGAAAUCCGAACAAAAAUACAUCACAUCAGUUUGAGCAAAAUCAUAGCUUUCGAGACAAGGAAUCGUGCGCUUUCUAUGAGCGUCAACAGAAAUAGCAUUUAUUUUGCGCAAUUUAUAAACUGUAUGAAAGGAAUUAUUAGCUUUUUUAACUGUUUUAACCAAGCAAAUAUUUGAAUUAUUAUAGGCAGAGAUGGGUGGUAGCUAGCACGUUUCGUCCUAUCUAGGGCUUGUCAGCUGGAGCGAUGUACAAAAUGACUUAAAUAUUUGGGUGUUUCUGACGUUAUUGAAACCCGUAAAGUGUACUCGAAAUAUACGACCAACCCGAUCUUCAACAUAAAUAUCGUUUCAUCAUCAGUUAUUUUCAACUAAUUUUCAUUUUUUUAGUCUUCGGUACCGCUUCAAGAUGGGACAGGAAAUAGCGGUGAAGUAAUCCUAGUACGCCAGAAUUCAACUGAACGAGGUGGCUGGAAUGGGAAAUUGGAAUUCAUGAUGACAUGUAUUGGUUAUGCUGUCGGUUUGGGGAAUGUUUGGCGUUUUCCAUACUUGUGUUUUAAAAAUGGUGGAGGUGCAUUUUUAAUUCCAUAUACAUUAAUGUUAGCAUUACUUGGAUUACCAUUAUUUUUUCUGGAAUUCGCUUUCGGUCAAUUCGCUAGUUUAGGUCCAAUUUCUGUUUGGAAUAUUAGUCCAUUAUUCAAAGGUAUUGGUUACGCUAUGGUAUUUUUAUCAUGGUUAUUAAAUAUCUACUAUCAAGUUAUCGUUGCACAUUGUUUAUAUUAUUUUGGUGUUAGUUUUACGCAUACAUUACCUUGGACAGAAUGUAAUCCUCCUUGGAGUACACCUGAUUGUAUCGAUUCAAACAGAAUGAAUUACAGUAACAUCACAUAUCCUAAAACACCAUCAGAAGAUUAUUAUUUUAAUCAAGUUCUUAAAUUAUCACCUGGUUUCGAAGAGUUCGGUGCACCAGGUUGGGAAUUGUCUUUAUGCCUUUUAUGUUGUUGGAUUUUGUGUGGACUAGCGGUUAUUAAAGGUGUCCAGUCUCUUGGCAAAGUUUCUUACUUCACAAGUGUAUUUCCAUAUAUCAUGUUAACAAUUCUUCUCAUACGAGGAGCACUCCUCCCAGGCUCAGGAGCAGGUGUACUUUAUUAUUUAACACCUGAUUUUUCACGAUUAACAGAUCCCCAAGUAUGGGCUGAUGCUGCUACACAGAUAUUUUUCUCUUUGGGCUGUUGCAACGGUGGUUUAAUAACUGUGUCAAGUUAUAAUAAAUUUAAGAAUAACUGUUGUAGAGAUGCUGUCAUUGUGGCAAUCAUUAAUUGUGCAACUUCUGUCUAUGCUGGUUUUGUGAUAUUUUCUAAUUUGGGUUUUAUGGCUUAUCAAAAAAAUACAACAAUUUCUGAAGUUGCAUCCAGCGGUCCUGGACUUGCUUUCAUUGUAUAUCCUGAAGCAAUGACAAAUAUGCCACUUUCUAGUCUAUGGUCGGUUUUAUUCUUCACAAUGAUGUUAACACUUGGUUUCGGUUCACAGUUCUCUAUAUUGGAGACUACUCUUUCUGGUAUACAGGAUGAAUUCAGACGAUUAGGUGUUCAUCUAACUGAAAGACGUAAAAUUGCUUUCCGGAUAUCAGUAUGUUGUUUGAAUUUUUUCAUGGGAUUGCCAAUGGUUUGUGCUGGUGGAUAUUAUCUUGUAACAAUAUAUGACAGUGUAAUGAGUGGUUAUGCUCCAUUAAUUGUUGCACUAAGUGAAACGGUCGUCAUUACAUAUGUAUAUGGUUUAAGACAAUUUCGAUGCGAUAUUGAAUUGAUGAUAAAUGAACGACCUAAUUGGUAUUGGCGUAUUUGUUGGCUUGUAAUUACACCAACUAUUUGUCUUUUACUAAUUAUUUCUGUAUUAACAAAUCGGAUUGAAUUAAAAGAGAAGAACUAUUCUUUCCCACCUUGGGCAUAUGUAUUAUACCAAUCACUAUCUGCUGGGACUGUAUUAUUAAUCGUUGGUUGGUUUAUUUAUAAAUACUGCAGUGAAGGUGGUUUUCUAUUAUUAAAAGAAUUCCUAAAACCUGUACAUGAAUGGGGACCAGCCGAUAAACAACAUCGCGCUGAAUUUAUAUCAAUGAUUAAAUCUAAUGAGUCACGUAUUAAUGAAGCUGGUGGUAAUCUUUAUACAUCACCGAUUGGUGGACCAACUACCAUAGAAGGCAGUCAAUUACAAUUAGGUUAUGGAUUAAAUAGUUCACUUAAAAGUGGUCUGGCUGCUGCUGGUGUUAUAGAUGAUACUAAAUUCUUUCAAAGUAAAUUAAAUGUUGCUGAAAAACUUACACAUGCUCAUACAAAAGAAGUAGUAAAACGAGUCGUCAGCAAUGCAGAUAUUAAUCCAGCCAAUGCUGCUGCAUUAUUGUCAGCAAGUCAAACAGCAUUAGCUGCAGUUAAUUCUGUUGCUCUACUUGGUUCACAAUCGUUAUCUGGUUGUAUUACAGGUAAUAUAAACAUUGAUACAAGUGGAAUAAAAUUACCGGAACAGUUUUUCAUAUCUUCAGACUGUGAUGAAAUGAAUGAGUCAGUCAAGUCUACUGAUCAAUGAAAAAUAUAAAAACACUACACUGAUUAUUCUUUCGUUUUUUGCUGAAAGUUUAUCCUAUCAUUAUACAAUACAUCAACGAUUGUGUCUGUGUGUGUGUGUGUUGGUUUAUUUGUUUAUUAAAUCUGAUUUAUUUUUUAAUGAAAUUGUAACAACAUAAAUUUAGUGUAUGGAAGUAAAUACACAAAACAAUCCACCCAUCCCACACACACACACACAUCUACAUAAAUUAUUAGUUUAACCAAGUAAAUCAGUUGAAAAAUAUCACUAUACACAACUUUUUUUGUUUUGGUUUCUUAAUACCAAUUCUAUUGGUUCAUUUUUGAUUCUUCGUUCUAUUAAUUUAUUCAUUAUUUACUACUACUACUACUAAUAAUAAUAAUCACAAUGGGUUAUAGUUGUGUGUGCAUGUUAUCAAAUGCUUCUUUCCUAAAUAAACACAUCUUAUACAACGUAUACAUGUAGUUAGUUAAUGUACAUGAUGAAAAUUCAGUAGUACAUUAAUUGUUUACUAUUUCAACAAUUUUAUGCGAUUGCAAAAUAAUAAAUAAGAACUUUCGUCUAAAUUUGAACGAAUAGUUUC